AUGAAGGACCGCAUGCAAGAACUUCGACAUGGAAAGGAGACAACUGAGGAGGAGGACGACGUCACUGUUGGGAUGGACAAAGGAUUCAUGGAUGAAUUCUUUGAGCAGGUAGAGGAAAUCCGAGGUUUCAUUGAAUCCCUGGCGGAGAAGGUUGAGGAGGUGAAGAGGAAACACAGUGCAAUCCUUGCAUCACCAAACCCCGAUGAGAAAACAAAGGUUGAACUGGAGGAUCUUAUGGCAGACAUCAAGAAACUGGCCAACAAGGUGCGCUCCAAAUUAAAGAGCAUUCAGCACACUAUCGAGCAGGAAGAAAGUCAAAACAGGUCGUCGGCCGAUUUGAGGAUACGCAAGACACAGCACUCCACAUUGUCUCGCAAAUUUGUGGAGGUGAUGUCCGAGUACAACACCACACAGUCGGACUACAGGGAGCGUUGCAAAGGUCGCAUUCAAAGGCAGCUGGAGAUUACUGGAAGAAAUACGACAAACGAGGAGCUGGAAAGCAUGCUGGAAAGUGACAAUCCUGCUAUUUUUACGUCAGGGAUCAUUAUGGACAACAUCACCGAGCAGGCCAUGAACGAGAUUGAAACGCGGCACAAUGAGAUCAUCAAGCUGGAGAACAGUAUCCGCGAGCUUCAUGACAUGUUCAUGGACAUGGCCAUGUUGGUGGAGAGCCAGGGAGAGAUGAUAGACCGCAUAGAGUACAAUGUGGAACACUCGGUAGACUAUGUGGAGAGGGCUGUUUCAGACACUAAGAAAGCAGUUAAAUACCAGAGUAAAGCUCGGAGGAAGAUGAUCCUGAUAGGAGGUUGUAUUGCUGCUUGUUUGAGCGUCCUCAUAAUUUGUCUGGCAGUUGGCCUGAGUUAG
Nerophis lumbriciformis (worm pipefish) is the source of this 864-nucleotide messenger RNA. NCBI's taxonomy places the organism in Eukaryota, Metazoa, Chordata, Actinopteri, Syngnathiformes, Syngnathidae. The record is from RefSeq and is a predicted model, not a curated record.